Messenger RNA from Diuraphis noxia (Russian wheat aphid), 2698 nucleotides. RefSeq lists its product as uncharacterized. The record is from RefSeq and is a predicted model, not a curated record. Lineage: Eukaryota; Metazoa; Arthropoda; Insecta; Hemiptera; Aphididae.
GUGAAAAGCCGCCGUGCCAGCCGGGCGACUUCGUCGAAACCACCACAGAGUCAGUGUACCAAUGACUAACGGAUGAAUGUCGUUGUUUGUUGCCAAUCGCUCUUAUUUGCUCUUUAAAAUAAUUCGAAGAAUAUUAAUUAUUCGCCGGUACGUCGUUUUUGUGAUUACAGCUCAAUAAAACUACACUUUGUUAUUGUUUUGAUAUUUUAAACAUACAAUGCGCAUCGAGUGAAUUUCAAACGAUAUAAUAUUGUGAUAAUUUUUUCUCGGUGUCGUCAAUUCGCUAAGACAAAACGUCAUGUAAUCGAAUACGGAUUUUACGAUAAUACUGAUAUCUUGCGAGUCUAGUGCCGUUCAGACGCUCUUACUGUAUCUAUAUAGGUGUCGAAGAUAUUACUUUUGAUAGAGGAAUAAUUCACUGACGUGAAAUUUUGGUCUGUAAAUCUAAUGCUUGUGCCAUAAUGAAGCACGAAAGUCAACACCCUGAGCUAAUUUCAAACGGAAAAGGAAAGCCUUUCAAAAAAAGCAUCAGUUUAGGUGCCCUGGGUCUAGGAAAGCUGUGGAGAAGGCGAUCCGUGACCAUAACUGAGUACGAUCCAUGUUACAAGGUCGUUUAUCUGGGCAACGUCCUCACUGGCAUAGCCAAAGGUGAAAYGUGCGUGGAGAAACCGCUGUGCAGCCUCUGGAAAAACUACACGUGUAACCAGAAACCGGAUGUGCACAUGAAGUUGACCAUCACUCAGUCGGGACUGAAGGCGUUCACCAAGGAGCACGGACUGACCGAAUACUGGAGCCACCGAGUAACCUAUUGCCUGGCGUCACCACAGUUCCCGCGCAUAUUCUGCUGGGUGUACCGGCACGAGGGCCGCAAGCUCAAGCAGGAACUCCGAUGCCACGCGGUCGUGUGUACCAAAGAGUCGGUUGCUAGGCAGAUUGCGGGCCAGCUGCGUGGUCGCUUGGCGCAGGCGCUCAGUGAGUUCAAGCGGGACAAGAUCAGUCGGCAGAACGCACGACUGUCGUUGGCCAACAGUGUGUACGAGAACCCGUCGCUGCCCCGGCGCAAGAUCAUGUUGUCUACCGGGUCGCACAACUACAGGCCGCCGCUGGAACGGUCGAAGUCGGCGCCACGGCUUGUGUCCAUCGAAGAGAGUCUGGAGGAGGACGAAGAACCGGCUGACCCUUGUGCGACGUUUAGGAGGUGCCGAGCAGAGAACCGGUUGCGGACAGGCACACUGCGCAACCGGUUGGGUGGACUCCACGGUUACAGAGAAACGGCCGCUGCCACUGCCGCCACCAUUACUGCUGCUACCGUUACCACCACUAAUUCCUCCGCCGAUGGCACUACCAAUGCCACUGAAAUGGUGAACGAGAUCGAAAACCGACUCACCAAAAACCUGCAGCUCGGGGACCACGGUUUGAUAGACGAUGGUGCACAAUCGUACCAAAAUAUAGAUUGUGAUUCAAGCGAAUCACCACCGUCUUACCAGGACGUCGUAGCCGAAGAUCAAGAGUCAACUUCGUCCUCUUCGUCGUCAACGAUAUGCGAACAGCAGCAACACGAACUGCUUCCCAAGUACAACGAGGUGAUCGUCGACUGUCCGCAAGGUCCGGAAGACGUGUGCUACAAAUACAACAGUCUAGUCCGAGAUAGAAAGAAGCUAUUCGAGAGCAUAGGUGGUGGCGUGGGUGGACGUUGCAAUCAGUUCAAACGAAUAAGCUCGGACUCAGAGCUGCUUGGCGCCUACAACAACCUGGUGAAAAAUCGGAAGCUCCUGUUCGAAGGCUGCCGGGAUGAAGACGGUGACGAUGAUUUGGAUGUAGAUGGAGUGGACUUGGAUGAGGAUAAAGACUGUGGAUAUCCGGACGACGAAUCCACGCCCAGCCUACAGAGCAUAUCCAGCGGUGGAUCAGACGCAUGCAAGAAAAUCACCAUGGAUCUAGACUCCUUAUCGGAGGAGGAGGACAGCGAUGAGAGUGGUUACGUGGAGGCACCACCUUCCCGUUGUCCUGCCGAUGCGGUUCUCCAUGCCGACAAGGAAAAGGAGCUACACAAACGCGGCAAUCACGCCGCGGCCAUCAGGAAUGCUUCUGCCCACCGGGUUGUCACGUAAAUCCGUUUGCUCGAUGUCAUGUGAAAAAGACUUUAAAAAAAAAGAAUUAUUAUUGAUUUUAUCAUUUUGAACGCGUUGGUGGUAUAUCGCAGCCAUGUGUCUGGUGUACGAGAUGGCACAAUAUAUAACGACAUGAUAUGUGUUAUUAUUAUAUUUUUAUAGUAUAUUCCARCUAUUAUUGUUAUUAUUAUUAUUGUUGUUGUUGUUAUCAUUCCAACUGCGUGUGACCCCAGCGUGGGCGAGUGUUAGCCGGACAAGAUACAAGGACGUCGAGAACAGACUAGCUCGUAACGACGAGUAAAAAAAAAUAUUAAAUAUACCAACCACGAGAACAAGCUUCUCCGUGAUCGUCGUCGUAGCUGUUGUUUUCACGCAAAAAAUAAUCGUUACAUUCUUUUAAAUAACUCAUCGCGAGUAGCUUGCAGAUAAAAACUUGUUUUUUUCAACAUUUUUAUUUCUAUUAUUCUUUACAUUGUAAAAAAAAAACCGACCAGUUUCCAAGUAUUAAUUUAAUGUUUUUCUGUACAAAAUGUUACCGAAUACCACGGCUUUUCGUCGACACUUUGUCACUCGCGUUCGCACGAUAC